UCACUACUUCGCGGUCUUGUUUGAGUAGACAGAUUUUGGGCAGAGUGAACCCUCUCGCUUCGCGUCUUCCUCUCUGUCGCGAAUCAGCUGAUCAGGAACUCACCAAACUGUAGUAAACGUGACAGUACGAUGGAAAUUGGCUAUAUCAGAUCGAGUUUUGCCAUGUUUGGGAUGUCAAGAACACCCCCUGUAUUCUUCGCUUUUUGUAAUUCAGUCAUGCUCGGAGUCGACAACUAAUAGAUUCGUGGACAAAAGAAAACGGUGUCGAGUAUUGAGGUGCCGGCCAGCGCAGUGCAGGAAUGGAUCCUCUGGGAGCACGCUGUCAGUUUGUAGAGGUCCAGACUCUGUCCACCUGGGAGUGGCAGCCGGACCCUGAGGGAGAGGAGAAGGAGUACAACUUCAGCCAGCAGGCCUUCCUAUCCCCCUUCCCCUACAGAGAGGACAUCAACAGGAAAAUAGUGCUCUAUAAUGGCAAUGUUGCCCUGCUGAACUGCACAGCGAUCGUAAACACGAGUAAUGAGACUCUGACGGACAAGAACCCUAUCUCUGAGAGCAUCCACACUUACGCUGGGCCUGAACUUCGAGACGAGAUGCUCAAACUGAAAGGAUGUCGGACAGGCGAGGCAAAGAUGACCAAAGGCUUUAACCUGGCGGCGCGCUUUAUCAUCCACACGGUGGGCCCCAAGUACAAAACCAAGUACAGGACGGCUGCUGAGAACUCUCUGUACAACUGCUAUAGGAACGUCAUGCAGCUCGCCAAAGAGCAGGCUAUGGCAUCUGUGGCCGUCUGUGUGGUCAGCACAACUAAGAGAGGAUACCCACUGGAGGACGCCACACACAUUGCCCUCAGAACGGUCCGCAGGUUUCUGGAGAAGUAUGGAGAGAGCAUAGAGACGGUGGUGUUCGCUGUGACAGACACAGAAGAGCCCACAUACAGGAAACUGCUGCCUCUCUACUACCCUCGUUCUGAGGAAGAGGAGUGUGCCAGCCUGCCCCUAAUCCCGACUGACAUCGGGAACUCUGAAGGUGAGCCUGUAGUCCCAGAGAGACAGAUCCGCAUCGCCGAGAAACCAGGCUGUCUGGAAGUUGACUCUGAGGCGGAGACUCUAGACUCAGACCUGGGCCAGGUGGGGACUCAUGCGUUUUCCCGGAUGGAGGGAGACGUGGACAAACAGCGCAAACUAAUCCUGCAGGGCCAGCUGUCUGAUGCAACCAUGCAGAAACAGCACCAGAGAAAUUAUAACCGCUGGUUAUGUCGAGCCAGAGCAGAGGACUUGUCUGACAUAGCAGCACUGAAAGCCUUAUAUCAAACUGGUGUUGACAUGUGUGGCAGGACAGUGAUGGUUCUUGUGGGCAGAAAUAUUCCUGUCACCCUCAUUGACAUGGAAAAGGCCCUGCUCUACUUCAUCCAUGUCAUGGACCACAUCACAGUGAAGGAGUAUGUGAUGGUUUACUUCCACACUCUGACCGGAGAACACAACCAUCUGGACUCUGAAUUCCUUAAGAAGCUUCAUGAGAUUGUAGACACGAAGUUUAAGAAUAACUUGAGGGCUUUCUACUUUGUACACCCCUCUUUUCGCUCUAAGGUGUCCACCUGGUUCUUCACUACAUUCAGUGUGUCAGGGAUGAAGCAGAAGGUCCAUCAUGUAGAGACCCUCCAGCAGCUGUUCACCUGUAUCCUGCCUGAACAGAUAGACAUCCCUCCCUUUGUCCUGGAGUACGAUGCACGGAAAAUCACCGAAGAAGGAUUUGGAUUUGAUGACUUGAACGAACCCAUCGCAGUUUAACCAUGCCUGACGAGAAUAGGCCCCUGAGAACGGUUCUCAUCCACUUCCUACGAUUUACAACCUGGGACAAGGUACUUAAAGCAGCAAAAGAAAAGGGUGGUUCAGUGUGUAGGCCGCCAGCUGUCUUAUUUACCCGGACUUGUCCAAGGAACUGGCAAUAAAGAGGAAGACGUUUGCAAUGGUAAAGAAACAUCCCUGAGAAGAACAUCAGGCACACACUGGCAUUCCCAGCGACCCUGCUCUUUUCUUGGAAGGGAAAGAUCAUUAUUUUCAAGGACAACAUGGAGGCAGAGAUUUUUGCUAGAGUAAGGUGUUUAGCCUAGAUAAAGAAGAUGAGACGAAGUAAAUCAAUUUCCCAACAACUACCUAAUAAUACACACAAUUCUAAAGGGGUGAAUGCGAAUAUGUACAUAGAAAUAUAUGGAUGAGCGAUGGCCGAGCGGCAUACGCAAGUGCAAUAGAUGGUAUAAAAUACAGUGCAUAUACAUAGGCUAUGAGUAAGAUAUGUAAACAUCAUUAUUAAAGUGGCAUUGUUUAAAGUGA
Molecule: messenger RNA, 2330 nt
Organism: Oncorhynchus kisutch (coho salmon)
Lineage: Eukaryota; Metazoa; Chordata; Actinopteri; Salmoniformes; Salmonidae
Product: ganglioside-induced differentiation-associated protein 2-like
Exons: 14
Coding region: 300-1787 (495 amino acids)
Source: RefSeq, a predicted model, not a curated record